Rosa rugosa (rugosa rose) is the source of this 1678-nucleotide messenger RNA. RefSeq names its product probable UDP-arabinopyranose mutase 5. Gene Ontology annotation, biological process: UDP-L-arabinose metabolic process; plant-type cell wall biogenesis. Gene Ontology annotation, cellular component: Golgi apparatus; cytosol. Lineage: Eukaryota; Viridiplantae; Streptophyta; Magnoliopsida; Rosales; Rosaceae. Gene Ontology annotation, molecular function: UDP-arabinopyranose mutase activity. The coding region runs from base 200 to 1522 and encodes 440 amino acids. The transcript is spliced from 3 exons. The record is from RefSeq and is a predicted model, not a curated record.
UUCUUGACCUCAGAGACGGAGAAAACACAGUCAGAAAUCUCGAAAACCAAGUGACAGCGGAUCUGCUUCUGUUUCUCACACGUUGGACGAAUUCUUCUCCUACAGGCUUGUUAGUUGGUUUUGUUAAGAGAGAGGAGAGAGAGAGAGAGAGAGAGAGAGAGAGAAUGAUUUAUAUUUAUGCUUUUGGAGAAGUAUUUAUAUGAAUGAGUGUAUGAGAACUCCGCCUUCUCUGCUAUCUCUAUCUAUUGACUCAGCUCUCCUCAACAUCUCCAGUAUCUCCGAUCUCUCUCCUCUCCCUGACCACAUAAUCUGCGAUCUCUUCUUGAAAACUUUGAGUGCUGGAAAGCUGAAUGAGAAAGUCUUGAAGCUAUUCAUAGCAACUGGCAAGGAUGAAGUCCUUUCACUAAUUGAGGCACUUAAUAUUCGGCAGAUCCAUAGUCCUGUCCUUCCUACCAUCUGUUUCAAGAUGUCUAACGCAACCAUCAACGAUAGUGAGGUUGACAUUGUGAUUGCAGCAAUCAACCCGGACCUGAAAUCAUUCUUGAAUGAAUGGAGACCAAUUAUCUCGCAGUUUCAUCUGAUUAUUGUCAAAGACCCUGAUAUGAAACAGGAACUCCAAAUUCCAGAAGGAUUUAAUGCAGAUGUCUUUACCAAAGCUGACAUAACCCGCAAGGUGGGGUCUUCCACCUCUAUUGUCUUCUCAGGUUACUCGUGCAGGUACUUCGGUUAUCUGGUAUCACGGAAAAAAUAUAUCAUCUCAAUUGAUGAUGACUGCACCCCGGCUAGGGACAGCAAUGGUGAUUUAGUAGAUGUUGUUGCUCAGCAUAUUGCCAACCUUAAAACUCCAGCAACCCCUUUCUUUUUUAACACACUUUAUGAUCCUUUCCGUAAGGGAGCAGAUUUUGUUCGCGGUUACCCAUUCAGCCUGCGGAGUGGGGUUACAUGCGGGCUAUCCUGUGGACUGUGGCUCAAUUUGGCUGACCUUGAUGCACCAACUCAGGCCCUCAAGCCAGAGCAGAGGAAUUCUCGAUAUGUGGAUGCUGUAAUGACCGUUCCAGUGAGAGCCUUGCUGCCUGUAAGUGGAAUCAACAUUGCUUUUGAUCGUGAGGUGGUUGGGCCAGCUUUGCUCCCGGCUUUGAGGUUGGCAGGUGAAGGAAAGUUUAGGUGGGAGACGAUGGAAGAUAUAUGGUGUGGAAUGUGUGUAAAGGUUGUAUGCGAUCACCUGGGGCUUGGGGUCAAAAGUGGGAUGCCUUAUGUAUGGAGAAAAGAACGAGGUGAUGCCGUUCAAAGCUUGAAGAAAGAGUGGGAGGGGGUGAAGCUGAUGGAGGAAGUGGUCCCUUUCUUUCAGUCGGUUAGGUUGCCUCGAUCAGCAGUUACAGCAGAAGAUUGUGUUGUCAGUAUGGCAAAGACAGUGAAGGAGGAGCUGGGAAAGGUGGAUCCUAUGUUUGCUCGUGCAUCGGAUGCCAUGGCGGAGUGGGUGAAGCUCUGGAAGUCAGUUGGAUCCAGCUCAUCUGGAGCUUAGUGGUUAAGCUCUGCAAUUUUAUGUUUUAGCUUUUCUUUAACAGUAAUUUACAACUAUAGAAUUUCCUGAUGUUGAUCUAUCCCUUAUGACUAACUAUAAUGAUGAAUUUGAUAUCAAGUAUGGGGUUGGAAAUAAAAAGGUUUGUUGUUUUCAGAA